Molecule: messenger RNA, 3694 nt
Organism: Sitodiplosis mosellana (orange wheat blossom midge)
Lineage: Eukaryota; Metazoa; Arthropoda; Insecta; Diptera; Cecidomyiidae
Product: zinc finger protein 69 homolog
Exons: 6
Coding region: 140-1927 (595 amino acids)
Cellular component (GO): nucleus
Molecular function (GO): zinc ion binding
Source: RefSeq, a predicted model, not a curated record
GUGAAUAGCAUUGAUUUGAAUGUGUUUGUAGUGUGACAGUACACAAGCAGUUGUCAUUCCACUGAUUUGUUUAUUUACUUUCAAACUCCUGAAAAUGUUUAAGGAUUUAGUUUUUAGUGUUUGAAAAAUUAAUUCAAAGAUGCAAGUGGACGGAGAAACAGUGCCCAUUCUGUGUAUGUGUCGAUUGUGUUUGAAUUAUUCACAAGACUGCAGUGACAUUGGCAACGACCAGUCGAAUCUGACCAUUCGUAACAAAAUCCGGAAAUAUUUGUACAUUGAGAUAAACGACGAUGAUUCACUUCCAAGAACGAUUUGUCAGCAGUGUAUCAAUCGGAUUGAAGUUUUCGAUCAAUUCUGUCAAGAAGUAACGCACCACCAGGAGUUGAUUUGUUCAAAAUUGAAGCCUUCAUCGAAUGAAACACAAAUUAUCACCACGCCAACGAACUUGAUUCAACUGUCGCCGGCAAUUGUAUCAAAAACCAAUGGGACGUUUAUAAUUACUCUGCAGACAUCGACAUCGUCUGAGCAUGUACUAAAUACAAGAGUUGAAGAUGCAAACGAAAACGAUAUUAUUAUAUCGAAAUUGAUAAAAGACGACAAUGCACAUGAGACUGAUCUCUCGUCCACUCAUUACGAAGUUAUGGAGGAGAGUAGCGAAAUCUACACAUCGGUGCUUUCAUCAAAGCAAAAUGUUUAUGCCAAAACUUCGUCAACAGUACAAAUUUUAGAUGAAUGUCCGAUGCAAAUCAAUUCGAUUAGCAUUGAACGUGAAUUAGACGAACUGGAUGAGAUCACAGCCGACAGUGACAACGAAUACAAUGAGGAUAAUGACGAGCAUGUGGUCGAUGAAAAUGCAACAGCAACGAUCGAUGAUGUGGAUCAUGAAAAAUUCAAAGACUUUCCCAAACUCAUUGAAGAUUCAAAAUUGUUAUACAAAGGACGUGACCUUUUGAAUAUGAUUUCAAAAUUUUAUCGACUCGAAUGCGACCAAUGCGACAACGAAGAACGUACGGUGUUUCAAAAUCUUUCCGAUUUAUGUCAACACUAUGUCGACGUACAUCAGAUCAAGGGAUAUGUGGUGUGUUGCAGUAUGAAACUGAUAAAACCAAGGGCAAUGGCCUUGCAUAUGGCUCGUCAUUUACAGCCGGAUGCCUUCAAGUGUCCGGAAUGUAAUAAGAUGCUUACGUGCCCGAAAAUUCUGCAGUAUCACAUGCAGAACCAUCUUCCGGAAUCUCAACGACCACUGGCAUGCUCACAAUGCCCACGACGGUUUAGCUAUAGCAGCGCAUUGGUGGCUCAUGCAAUUUCACAUCAGCCAGAGAGUCAGCGCGCAGCUCAUGUCUGCGAUGAGUGUGGCAAAGUGUUCGUUUCAGCCGGUCGUCUUACCACGCAUAUUAAUGUCACUCACAUGCAACACGGUCAAGAUUAUACGUGUAAUAUAUGUGGCAAACGGUUUGCAUGUCGCAGCAAUCUAUCGUAUCAUCUAACCACGCACGAACCGAAAGUGAGACAGGUUCAAUGUUCGAAAUGCGGCAAAUGGUUGAAAAAUAAGCUAUGUCUCUCCAAACAUAUGGUACAACAUUCAUCGAUCCGAUAUAGCUGUUCGAUGUGUGAUUACUCGGCUGUGAAUCGACAAUGCUUGCGGAACCAUAUGCGUGUGCAGCACACGAACGACAAGCCAUUUGCUUGCGGCGAUUGCGGAAAAGCCUUCAAACUAAAGAAUACACUGCAAAAUCACCAGGUUCAACACACUGGUGUCCGACGCUUUGUGUGUCCGUUUUGUAGUCGAUCUUUUGCAUCCAGUGGUAACUACUAUUCACACCGUAAGCGCAUGCAUCCACAAGAAUUGGCCGCAAUGAAACUGAAGCAAGAAGAACAGGAACGGAAACUACGGGAACAAAUACAGAAAUCGACUGAUAGAUCGUAACAAGAUCUGUGAUAUUUUGAUAUAUGUCAAAUAAUAAAAACCGUAUAUGAAUUGAAUUAUUUAUUUGCUACAUCUUCUUCACACUGUUAAACACCUAAUCUUUAUUCCAUUUAAGUUUGCCACGCAUGUGGUCAGGUAAUUUUACGAUACCCGGGCAUGGUAAUUGGCCGGGAACCAUGCAAAUGCACGCCCGCUCACAACCGACGCCAAAGAUUGAUGGAUUCUCUUUCUUUUGAGCUGCCAUCUUUUCUGCCUGAAUUUGUUCACUGCAAGAAAGUAAAAAUUGAAUGGAUUCCAUGAAAUGUUUGAAUAAACAACAAUUUUCAAUGAAAUUUCCAAUAGCAAUAAAUUGUUGAAUGGAACCAACCUGGAUUUUCCAAUCGUUUGCAGGCAAUGCGAUAGAAUUUCCUCCUUUUUCUUACUAUCCACGUCAAUUAUAAGCUCCUUUCCAUUCUCUACAACACAAGAAGAUAUAAAACUUAGAUAUUAGAACCGAGAAUUCACGGUUGAUACUGAACUUACCAUAAAAACAUCUGAUGAACGGUGAUGGUGUUAAAUUCUUGAAUGAAACUAUUUGCACAUUGGGGUUUUUGUACUGAAUCUGUGGCACAUACCAAAAUACAAAAUCACUGAAACGAAACCAACGGGAAAUGGUUGGCAAUUUUUUUAUAUAAUAAAUAAUUUUUUUUUCUUUCGAUUAAAACACUUUUUCCGUAAACUGUAAAUCAACUUACCGGGCACCUUGAUGAUGGUCUCCCUUUUCAUUGUAAUUUAUGCUCAUAAUUUUAAUUUUAUCCUUAAUAUACAAUUUUCCAUAGCUCAAAUAUUGUUUGGUUCGCCGAAUCGGCGCUGGUCCUAUCAUAAACGGCAUUUUACACGGAAUCUAUCCAAAAUGUUCCUCGUCUAAACAAAUGAUUUAAUGAAAUUCUAUGGGGACAAGAAAAAUUUAGGUUGUGUUUUUGUGUUCAAAAUGUCAAAUCAAAGAAGGCAUGAUUCGAUGGUAGACCAUUUUGUAGACAACUUCACAGUGUGACGACUCUCUUAUUUUUCUUUAGUUCACAUCAGACCUGUCAAAAUACAUUUUACUUGACAUUUCACAUUGACUGAGUGUGAUUGCAGCAUAUAAAUCGAAGCAUUUUUCUUAUUCUGUUCGGAAGGAAGCUCCAAAAAGAAUACAAAAUGACGAAUCCAUUUGUUAACAAGAGAAAUAUCCACCUUGCCCGCAGCUAGUAAGUAAAAUUAUAUCGCACUUUUUCAUGUGACGUUCGUGUGUCCGAUGGAAUACUUUUGGGCCAACAUAGUUGAUGUCAAUGUUCCAAUCCAAAUUACAUAACACAAGUGCACAGUGUUCUUCUUUAGAGCAAAAAAAAGUGAAACAACUUCCAUUGCCUCUUGAUUGGACUCACCAAAUGGGCACAUAAUGAAUUAAAAUGAUUUUAAUUUAGAUUUUACAUUUGAAAAUUGAAUUAAUGAAAUCAUUGUUGUUGUUGUUGUCAUUUCAGUGGUCCAUCAGCAGCAGUGUUCGGUAUAGCAGGCGCCUUGGCCUUCUUGUUUAUGUCAGACUGGAAAGUAACCAACCGUUAUAUUCCAUUCUAUGGUAGCAGCAAACGUUUCGACGAAGAAGAGACAUAGAUUCUCUCGCUUAGCAUAACCAGAAAUCCAUUGUGUGUAAGAGCGCGCCGUAUUGGAAGAUGUGAACGGUUCAUGUUGUAAUAAUAAAAUUCACUUAAAAAUAAAACCCAAUAAAACAAACUAGAAUCAAAUGUA